Eucalyptus grandis is the source of this 1117-nucleotide messenger RNA. Its product is annotated as flavonol synthase/flavanone 3-hydroxylase. The record is from RefSeq and is a predicted model, not a curated record. Bases 46 to 996 code for a protein of 316 amino acids. The transcript is spliced from 3 exons. Gene Ontology annotation, molecular function: dioxygenase activity. Lineage: Eukaryota; Viridiplantae; Streptophyta; Magnoliopsida; Myrtales; Myrtaceae.
CUCGAGCAACCACAAGAAGCAGAGGCCGAGAGACAAGAACUUGCAAUGGCCUCCUCAAGCAUCCCAACAGUUGAUCUCUCUCCUUUUUUCAACGAGGAAGGCGAUGAGCAUGGGAGAAGGAAGGCAAUAGAGACCAUAGCCAAAGCUUGCUCCGACUAUGGCUUCUUCCAAAUCAUGAACCAUGGCAUGCCCACUGAUAUGAUGAAUACAGCCCUCCAACUCUCCAAGACAUUCUUUCAAUACCCACCUGAAGAGAAGCUCAAGUCAAGUCCAGGAUCAGGCGCUCCGCUUCCUGCAGGCUACAGCAAGCAACCCGAUCACUCGCCCGACAAGAAUGAGUACUUGCUGGUGUUCCCACCAGGGUCAAGCUUCAAUGUCUACCCUGAAAAUCCACCUGAACUCAGGAGUGUGAUUGAAGAAGUCUUCUCACACUUGGUUAGAAUUGGUUCUCUUUUGGAAAGCAUCAUAAAUGAUUGCUUGGGGCUCCCUCCAAAUUUCCUAAAAGAGUACAAUCAUGACCGGAGCUGGGAUUUCAUCGCCGCGUUGCGCUAUUUCCCUGCCACAGAGAGAGAGACAAACGGGAUCACGGAGCAUGAAGAUGGGAACUGCAUCACCUUCGUGUUCCAGGAUGAAGUCGGAGGCCUUGAAGUUCGCAAGGACGGGGAGUGGAUCCCCGUUGUUCCCGCGGAAGGCAAAAUUGUGGUCAAUAUAGCUGAUGUCAUUCAGGUGUUGAGCAACAAAAAGUUCAAGAGUGCCACUCACAGAGUCGUGAGAUCGAAAGGAAGAAGCCGUUACUCAUUUGCCUUCUUCUAUAACUUGCACGGAGACAAAUGGGUGAAGCCGCUGCCACAGUUCACUACAGAGAUCGGGGAGUCACCCAAGUACAGAGGGUUCCUAUACAAGGAGUACCAGCAGCUGAGGAUGAGGAACAAGACUCAUCCGCCUUCUAGACCAGAAGAUGUGAUCCAUAUUACUCAUUAUGCCAUUGAAACUUAGCACGGAUGAAAAUUUUCACAACUGGAAUGUCUUAAUCAAGUAGUUCUUGCGUACUAUCUUUCAAGAUUUGCAAAUGGUGCGAACUAAGUAAGAGUUGUGAUCAAGAUACUUCUUUGCUUCA